AAAUGGCGGUAGUUUUGAGAAUGCUAUGAAAUAAGAAAGGAGAAAUAUAAUGGAUACUGAUGAUGAAACAAGUAAAGUCACAGCUAAAUCAGCUGGUGAUGAAUAUGAAACACAAUUAUUAGGAUUUACACCUCCAUCUUUUAGUAAUGGAAUUUUUAACGCAUUUAACCAGUAUAUGUCUGAUGGGCUUGGUGCUAUGAAGGAAAUGAUUCUGAAAGAGUACAGUGAUGUUAUAACAGAAAAAGAAGUACAUAAAGAAAUGAGAGACAUACAAGAAUCUAUAGAAAAUGAAUUUGAUAACAUUUUUGACCAUUUUGAGUGCUAUACAUUUAAUAAUGUAUUAAAAAUCCCAGCUCAUGUUGUAUUACCUGAAGAUAAGAUACAAGAAGAAGAAUUAGUAAGAGAAAAACUAGAGGAUGAGAUUUUAGAUUUACAAGAACAAGUUCAAGCUAUUCAGUUUGCCAAUUGUAGUUUAGGAGAGGAGUUAGAGUUGGCUGAUAAAACCCAGGCUGAAUUAGAUAAAUUGUUAAAUCAUUUAGAAGAAAGUGAUGCCUUAUUUUCAGAUGAUUUGAAGGAGAAUGCAUCAACUUGUUUAGAUGAGAUAGAAAAAUUAGCUCAUGUUAUUAAAACUACUUGAAGGUAGAAAAAAAAAACUGUAAAAGACUUCAAACAGGAAUAGAAUAGACUACAGAAUCUUUAGUCUUUCUAAUUAAAGUGAAUGUUUACAAUAUAUUUAUACCUUUAUUUCAUAUAUACAAAAUAGUGCUGACAGUGACAACAACAAAUAAUGUGACUCUUGAUAUAUAAUACAUUAAAAAUACUAUAAACUCUGAAGAUCCUAGUGCCCCUUUGGUGCAGAACCUCAAGAAAAUUUGAAUCAAUAUUUUCAUCGAUAACUGUUCCAUGUGUUUUUAAGUAUAAUGUAAAAAAAAAAUUAUGUUAAUUUCCUGAACUUGCAUUUUUUUAACAUUAUUGCCUGUAACCCAAGCAGAGAAUGAAAUGUAUUGUAGAGUUAAAAUUGUUUGUUCAUAUAGGUACAUUUAAAAUGUACCAGUUUACAUAAUUCUUGGUAUAUAUACAUUUUUUAAUUUCAAAGAUGAAUAUAGAUUAAAACUUCAAUAAUUGUUUAACUUAUUAUUUAGCAGACAUUUAUUAGACCUUGAAAAUGUCAAAAAAGAUUGAAAGAAUAGCUUCUAUUCAAAUAAAGCUAUCUGUGCAUAUCUGAGGUCUAUCUAUUUCAUAUUUGGUUAUACAUACAUAUAACAUACAUAAAGUUCAUGUAGCAUAAUAUUUUCCACAAAACAAAAUAGACUUGUUUAUGUUUCAACAUGUUCCAAGAAAAGAUUAUCUACAAGCCCAGCAUUUUUUGUUACCAUGUCAUAAGUGAUUGAUAACUCAAACCCAAUCAACUGCAUUGAACAAACAAUAACCAAUUAAAUAUUUCUUGUAUAAUAUAAG
Messenger RNA from Lottia gigantea (owl limpet), 1458 nucleotides. RefSeq lists its product as hypothetical. Lineage: Eukaryota; Metazoa; Mollusca; Gastropoda; Lottiidae. Gene Ontology annotation, biological process: mitotic cell cycle; kinetochore assembly; protein localization to kinetochore. The transcript has 7 exons. Gene Ontology annotation, cellular component: nucleus; chromosome, centromeric region. The record is from RefSeq and is a predicted model, not a curated record. The coding region runs from base 50 to 637 and encodes 195 amino acids.